Molecule: messenger RNA, 4010 nt
Organism: Oncorhynchus gorbuscha (pink salmon)
Lineage: Eukaryota; Metazoa; Chordata; Actinopteri; Salmoniformes; Salmonidae
Product: tumor necrosis factor receptor superfamily member 16-like
Exons: 6
Coding region: 345-1382 (345 amino acids)
Biological process (GO): Rho protein signal transduction
Cellular component (GO): plasma membrane; cell surface
Molecular function (GO): death receptor activity; coreceptor activity; nerve growth factor binding
Source: RefSeq, a predicted model, not a curated record
GUCGACUACUGCAGAAGUCACAGCGUAAAUCGGGAAGGAGUAGACGUGCCUCUCUUCAGUUCGUGCACGACUCUUGCCUCCGCAGUGCACUGCUGGAUAGCGCUCAGUACAGUCAGUCUGCGCCCGGACGCUUCACGCACACACCAGUGACCUGCCAAUGCGACGCAUCUCACUCUCAAAAGGUCUCGAACGCUACACCACAACGAAGAGCAUGGGGAAUUCACUUCGGACUCAUUGAUAAAGAAUUGCCACUGGAAUUAAAAUGAACAAUUCGUCCUGUAUGUUCCUUUGCAGUAUCCAUUUAGUAUAGUCUAUUUGUUUAUGACACUGUAGGAAACCGAAGCAUGGCGGGUACCUUAUCAUUGGUGAUGUUGUUUGGAGUGGUUGGGGUGUUGGUGGCUUCUAAGACGGAGCGGGCGGUGCAGGUGCCCUGUGACUCAGGCCAGUACACCAAGGGUGGAGAGUGCUGCGAGGUGUGCCCACCUGGAGAGGGGGUGGUGAGGAGGUGUGGUGCCAACCAGACCGUCUGUGCCCAGUGCCUAGACAGCGAGACCUACUCAGAGACCUACAGCCACACAGACACCUGUAUCCCCUGCACCAUGUGUACAGGUCUGAUGCGCAUGCAGACGCCCUGCACUGACUCCAACAAUGCCAUCUGCGUGUGUGACUACAACUACUACCUGAAUGAGGUGUCUGGGCGCUGUGAGCCCUGCACGGUGUGCCCGGCGGGCCAGGGCGUGUUGGCACACUGCGAGCACAACCACGACACGGUGUGUGAGGAGUGUAUAGACGACACCUACUCUGACCGGGACAGCUCCCUGGACCCCUGCCUGCCCUGCACCAUAUGUGAUGAGGGCAUCGAGGUGGAGCUGAGCGCCUGCACCCCCAUCAGCGACUCCUUCUGUCAUAAUCCUCUCCUCCCGUCCUACACUUCUCCCACCUUUCCCCUGGACCCGUCUUCCCCCUCUUUCACAGACAUCUUCCCACCAGACAGCUCCAGCAGCCCCUCCCCGGGGGGAGAGAGCACCACGGCCCAGCCCAGCCCUCACUUCAUCAGAACGGGCUUCAACGAGAACCUCAUCCCCAUCUACUGCUCCAUCCUGGCUGCUGUGGUGGUGGGGCUGGUGGCCUACAUCGUCUUCAAAAGGUGGAACAGCUGCAAGCAGAACAAACAGCCGGCUAACAACCACCAAGCCACAGCAGCCAGUCAAACGGUGACGCCGGAGGGGGAGAAGCUGCACAGCGACAGCGGCAUCUCAGUGGACAGCCAGAGUCUGCAGGAGCAGCAGCAUGCAGCCCAGGUCCAGACACAGACACACAGACAGGAACAGAUAGUGGUGAGGGUGGAUGGGGGACCUGACUCACCUCCCCCCCAGGUCUGAGGAAGAGGAGAAGCCGCUGACAGGAUGGAGGAGAGGGGGAAGUGGGGUUGCCAUGGAAACCUUGAUGUGGGAACGGACUGAGUGGGCUUCUUGGAUACAACAAGGAAGUUGACGACAUUAUCGCCCCUUUUCACCAAGGGUGGCCACUGGUUUCUGACUGGACUCUUGUCCCAGUAUGGACCCUUAUUGGACAGACUGGAGCAUCAGAGGCUGACCCAGUAUCUCUACACAGAACCCAACUCUGCCAGUGUGUCUUUGAACACUAAACCUCUCCGCCAGUACCAACCCUAACACCAACGCCAAACACCAACCCAAACCCAAACCCUAACACCAACCAACUGUCUGCCUCAAGUCACUAAAGUUGCAAUAUCACUACCACCCAUAAUCCAAGAAGCAUCACUGUGUUAGAUAUCCUGGUCUCCGUCUUUUCUGUCAGCUGGUGUUGACCAAUCAUUAUGAAAAGUGUGUUAGCAUGUUAUCCCAUGAAGGAGUUUCAUCCUGUGUCCCCAUAAGUUCACUGCCAACUUCCUUUGACCAUUUGCUAAAAUGAUUAUUCAUCCACCCCCCGAUUCCCCCCUACUCACUCACAUCAUCAAAUGUUUGUGCCUCAGAGGUAGAUAGACCCUUGUCUGUACUCUCUCUCUCUCAGCGUGUAACUAUUUGUCCCUCUUUCCAUCCCUCCAUCUGUACCUAUCCUAUCCGAGUGUGUUCUCAGGGCAAGUCCUGCAGUAGUCUCUCCGUCACACCCCCAGACUGUCUUCUCAGACCUCAGCAGUAGCAGCUUGUUGUAAUCCUCCAUGUGAACCUGUCUGAUAGUAUCCCACUGUUAUCUAUUCAACACAACUCAGUGGGGGAACGGUUAUGCUGCGUUUAGAUGGUACGAGGUAGACGGCGUCCGCAUGUCAUUGUUUUCAAUGAGAGCACGGCGGUAAAUGCCGUUGAGGUCACGGUAGACGGGACAUGCCACCAGAGUUAAAAUAUUUAAACUUUUGUUGUCUGUCGUAGCGUUGUUUUCUACCAGAUGUUGAUUUGCACUGUUUGUUUACCAAAAUCACCAUAGCAACACAUACCGUCGUGCUGACUUGCUUUCUUCUUGUAUGACGGUUUCUGUGUCCCUCGUCUAAAUGCAGCAUUAGUCACCCAUUCCAAAAUCUCCUAUCCUUUUUCUUUACCACAGACACAGACAUUCCUAAGGUGUACAGGGACGGACACUGGUGUUGUGUUGUGUUGUUGUUAGACUGUUGCCUCUGAUUACUGCUCUCCUAUUCUCAUUGGCUGUGGAUCAUUCCAUCAUUCCGUCACCGCAACAUGAUACACCAUCCCUCCUCUGUUUUCUGACACACUUGAGUCCUUUUCUCCAUCCAACAUGGACUCCGGGAUUCUGUUGGAAUGAGUCAUGCUUUGAAUGUAACAGAUUCUAGAUGUUUCUCUCGUGUCUGUUUGUGGCGCAUCCGCCUCUCUUAGUGGUUUGAGUUACAAGGCCUCCUCAGCAGUGCAGCUCCAUUACCCCAGGAGCUGUGAUAUGCAAUGUGAGGAGCAUUUUUGGACUAUUUAACAUUCCUGACUCAUUGACCUGACGCAUAAUGUGAUGUCCAACUGCCAAAAAUGGAACUGUGACAUCAUCAGAAAGAGGCUCUGCAGUAUCAGUAUUCGAGGCUGUUCCAUGGUAGCCUGACGAGAGUUGUCUAGAAAUAGUACACAGUUUAUAUACAAACACUAUAUAGUAGGUUAUACUCAAGACUCCCCUUAAUGAUCAAUUAUAUUGUACUUGCUCACUCGUCAGAGACUUCCGUCUCACUGAAAUAAACACAAGCACUUGCACACACACACUCACGUGCAGAUAUGUGUGUGUGCUAAAGAGUGUGCGGUGGCGCUAAUGUGUCUGCUGCGGUAUGGUAUGGUAGGGGUAUGGGUGUAAACACAGGGGCCAUUAGGGAGACAUUCCUGACAGGCAGGUAUAAUUACCUCAGGGGUUCAGGUUCAUUUAGCUUCACUCAGUCAGCUGGCUCUCAUCUGAAUCCCUCUGUUCUGUACAGCACAGAGACAUACAGAACGCUUUUAAAGUGGCAACAAUGUGACAGUACCAUUACUCACCUCUCAUGUGUCUGAGAGAGCAGUGACAUUUUACUGUAUCACAAUAGUGAUCUGAAGCAUACUGAAGCAUACGCAGCAUACUGAACACGCAGUAGGUAUUAGAUGUUAGCAAUGUAGCUACGCUUACUGUAACUGUACUGCUUUGAAGUCCAGGUUUGAUUCCCAGGGACAUGCGAUUACUCAGGGUCCCUUUGGUGCGGUUUGGUGCUUGAAUUUAGAUGUAGGUAGAUAGUGCUUGAAUUUAGAUGUAGGUAAAUAGUGCUUGAAUUUAGAUGUAGGUAGAUAGUGCUUGAAUUUAGAUGUAGGUAGAUAGUGCUUGAAUUUAGAUGUAGGUAGAUAGUGCUUGAAUUUAGAUGUAGGUAGAUAGUGCUUGAAUUUAGAUGUAGGUAGACAGCAAAGUAGAGAUAUUAGCAGAGAUACUUUUGAGUGUGUGUGUGUGAGAGAGAGAUAGAGAGAGAGAGAGAGAGAGAGAGAGAGAGAGAGAGAGAGAGAGAGAGAGAGAGAGAGAGAGAGAGAGAGAGAGAGAGAGAGAGA